Adineta ricciae is the source of this 4725-nucleotide messenger RNA. The record is from the annotation of a GenBank genome assembly. NCBI's taxonomy places the organism in Eukaryota, Metazoa, Rotifera, Eurotatoria, Adinetida, Adinetidae.
AUGGGUUUUUCACAUAUUUUAUUCUACUUAACAUAUGCGUCUUCAACUAUCGUUUCUCUUCAUAUUAAUCUCGAUUUAGUAAAUUUAAACAGAAGUACCGAUACGACACAACAUAAUUGUCUUUAUGUUACUGUCCCAAGCAAAGGAAAUACAGAUUUUUACGAAGUAAUUCCAUACUGUAUGCAUGAAUGGCAUGACGAAGAAUAUGAUUACGAGCAAAUCUUUACGUUUGCUGAUCUUUACACACAGCGUAUCACCAGUAAUGAUCUGUAUCAUUGGUCUGCGCCUGUUGAUGUCAUCGAAGAAUAUCAAUGGUAUUUGAAUAGACUUGAUAUGUUCGGCGAUGCAUCGUUAGCAACAAGAAAAUAUUAUAACUGUACAUUACCGCAAUUCGGUCGAAUGUGUCAAUACUCGUUUCUGAACUUUCAAAGUUCUUUUUCGUCAUUAAAUGAAAUUCUUGAUGAUUUUUACACAGAUAAAAGCUAUAUGCAACUCGGCAUCAUAUGUUACACUGGUCUUCAAUGUAAAAUUGGCUCGGUUUCAUUUUGCCUUGACUGGGAUCAUAUUUGUGAUAAAAUAAAUCAAUGUUCCGAUGGAAGUGAUGAACUAAAUUGUUGGCAACUCGAAGUGCACAGGUGUAAAACGGAUGAAUUUCAAUGCCAAGAUGGAUCGUGCAUUCCAUUGGAAUUUUUCAAUGAUGAUCCUCAUGUUCCUGAUUGUCUCGAUGCUUCAGACGAACGAAACUUCGGAGGCGCAUUUUAUUACGAAACGAUGUUGCCACCAUCAUUUGCAUAUGAAGAUGUCGUGUGUAAAGUAAAGGUUUUUGAAUAUCUCGUAUUAUCUUCCAGAUCCUGUGUAAGACUCAUGAUAGGUAAAUCAGUAGAAUAUAUUUUCUCUGAGAAAGAACCUUCAAUGCCGGAUAUUUGCUGGUCCGCACUCAAAUGUCAACUUCGUUUGCCAGAUGGAGAUCCACGUUGUGCUAAUAUAUGUAUGCGCAGUGAAUCUUGCAAAUUACUAAUAGAAGAACAUUGUCCAAAUCGAUUCUUUAUGCCUGCAAUCCCGAUUCAUUCUGGUCAUAUUUAUUUAGCUUAUGAAAAAGCAAACAUCGAUUAUUCAUUAACAAUGAAGAAUGCGCCUGAUUAUAUCUGUUAUGAUGAACAUCUCUGCGGAGAAAUUCCAGUUCUCGGCGAUUCAUUCAUCUUCAAUAAUGUGACAUGCCGUAGUCCGAGAGAUCUUUACAUCAAAUUUCCGACACGACCGCAGCAACUACCAUGGAAUCAAGCGUAUCCUUAUCCCGUAUCCAGAGUUCUUGGAAAAUGUCAAACCAUAUUUGUAAAUGAAUCGAUCUCGUGUGACAGCAAAUCUGUAUACCAAUGUCAGAGCUCAAGAAAAUGUAUCCCGAUCAUGCGUCGUUACAAUGGUAAACGAGAUUGUGAAUACGGCGAUGAUGAAUAUCCCAUUUUGAAUAAUGUUACCAGAUGCCCUAUGGAUUUAUCCGAUGUACUUUUUUAUUGUGCAAUGGACCGCAAGUGUAUUCAUCGAACUAAGGUCAGUGAUGGUCAAUGUGACUGCACACAGGAUCAUAACGGAUUUUGUGAUGAUGAGCAUCUCGGUGAAAGUUAUCAUAUUGCUCGACAUAUAUCGUUUCCAGCAAUUUGUGAUGGUUUUACCGAAUUACGGCUCAUAUCGACCGACGGAGAACGAAAUGACAAUGAUGAAACCGAAUGCGAACAGUGGACGUGUAACAAUAUCUAUACCCGUUGCAAUAAUAUUUGGAAUUGUCCAAACGGAGCUGACGAAGUUGGUUGCUAUUCGUCAUUGCCGUUGAAUUGUUCGGUCGACCAGCAAAUUUGUCUAUCAUCAAAUUCAAAUUUGCCUAUAUGUAUGACUUCUGAUAAAAUCAAUAACGGUCAAGUUGACUGUCUUUGGGGAAUCGACGAACCGGUAUUAUGUCGAACGCAGGAGUUUUUGGUUGACAAGAUGGACUUUUAUUGUAAGAAAUUGAUUGAUACACGAUGUGUCUUCGAGCGAUAUGUUUGUAAUGAAAAUGAACAUUGUGCGCAUGGAAAUCUGAUACGGUUUUGUAACCAUACUCGAAAUCUUAGCCUGGGUAAAUCGAUUUGUGUUGACGAUUACCAUGCAAUUCGUUCAGAUAGUGAACAGUACUUGUGCAAAGUAGUUCACCGUUCACGGCAAUCACGGCGCAUUCACUUUGCUCUUGAUCAAAUAAAGUCAUCAACUGUGAAAUCUGACGGCAAUACAAUGUUACGACAGACGACAAAAGAUUCUCGACAACCACUGCAUUGCUUUCGAGGUUUUCCGUUACGAGUUCGGCCAGGUGACAAAACUAAUGCGACCAAACUGACCUGUCUUUGUCCAUCAAGUUACCACGGUAAUCAAUGUCAAUACCAAUCUCAACGAGUGAGUUUAACCAUCAGAUUUCAAGCAUAUUCCGAUUCGUGGAAAAUUCCAUUUUUAAUCAUUGUUACACUUAUCGAUCAUACUUUUCAACGAACGAUCCAUUCGCAUCAUCAACUCACAUUCGUAUACACACAAGAUUGCAAGAGAAAAUUUCAUAUGUAUUUAACUUACUUAACUCAACCGAAAAAUGAAACGAAUAAAUAUUCGAUACACAUUGACAUCUUUGAGAAAAUCUCGUUGUUCUAUCGUGGAAGUCUAUUAAUACUUUUACCAUUUUCAUUCUUGCCUAUCGAACGUGUUGCUACUCAACUGCAUAUUCCCUACCAAAACGACCAGACCAUGUUUUGCUUUGAUUCUCAGUGUGUCCAUGGUCAAUGCGUGCGUUAUUUUAAUGACCCAGAUGAUUCAACAUUUUGUCAAUGUAAUGUCGGAUGGUCGGGUCGGUAUUGUACCAUCGAAUACGAUUCAACUUGCUCAUCCAAAGCAUCAGAUAUUGGUCUUCUAGCGAAUAAACGUUCGUUAUGCGUUUGCCCGCUCAACAAAUGGGGCCCACGUUGUUUACUUGACGAUUAUACAUGCCAGCAAAAUCGAACAUGUGAAAAUAAUGGUCAAUGUAUCCCUAAAAAUGAACAUUCGCUAUCGACACGAAUAUUUACAUGUAUUUGUGCAGACGGCUUCCUAGGUGAAACGUGUGAGAUAUCUCAAAGUAAACUUAGUCUAACAUUCCAUAAUGAUAUUCAAUUGCCACAAUCCAUGAUCGUACAUUUCAUUCAAAUAGUAAACCAUUCGGAACCAGAAAUUGGCACUACUUUCAAAGCGAUUCCUCUCGAUCGACAGUCGGUCGUUGUCUAUUGGAAUCGCCCAUAUCAUAUCGCGUUCGUGGAAUUAUUUACCAAUAACUAUUAUCUGAUUACUGUACGAUUGACACCGAACAGUUCAUCGACGUUAGAAAAAACUCUAACACCAUCCGAUCGUUGUAUUCAUAUCAAAGAAUAUUUCAAUGAAACAUUCUCUCAACUACAUCUGAUUCGUCGUAUAAAACAUUACCAUCUACCAUGCCAACAACACGCACGAAACAUCUCGUGUUUUUAUGAUGAUUAUCAUUUUUGUUUAUGCAAUGAUUUUCAAAAUCAACGUCUGGCUAAUUGCAUGGAUUUUAAUCAUACGCUCAAACGUGAUUGCCGUGGCCGAAGCACAUGUCAAAAUGGUGGACAAUGUUUAGAAGAUAGUAUCACUUGUCCUCAAGUAGCCAUGUGCAUCUGUGCGACUUGUUUCUUUGGCACACAUUGCCAAUUUAGUACCAGCGGUUUUAGUCUUUCACUUGAUGGUAUUCUAGGUUAUCAUAUCCGAUCACAUGUCAAUAUAGUGCAACAGCCAGCAAUUGUAAAGUUUAGUAUUGGUUUCGCUCUGGUUUUAGCUAUUUCUGGCUUGGUCAACAGUAUUCUUACGAUGAUAACGUUUUCGAAGAAAUGUGAACGCGAUAUCGGCUGUGGAAGUUAUCUCUUAGCGUCAUCGAUCGUAACAUUUUUCAUCAUGAUAAUCUUUUCAUUGAAAUUUUGGAUUCUUUUGGAUGCACAAAUGACUUCCAAAACCAAUCGAACUUAUCUCGAACUGCAAUGUCGAACAUUGGAUUUUCUCGUUCGAACUGGUCUCAACAUGGAUCAAUGGUUAAAUGCAUGUGUAUCGAUCGAGCGCGUUUUUAUGGCAAUCAAGGGUGUAAGUUUUAACAAACAAAAAAGUAAACAGGCGGCAAAGUAUCUUAUUCUUGUCCUAUUAAUUGUAAACAUCGGCACGCAUAUCCAAGAACCAAUCUAUCGUCGUUUACUUGAUGAAGAUACGAACGAUGAGAAGCGACUUUGGUGUAUCGUGACUUAUUCGUCUGCAAUUGAGAAAUUUAACCUCGGUGUUCAUAUAUUUCAUUUUGGUUCACCAUUUCUUAUCAAUCUUAUGGCAGCCAUUGUUAUUAUCUACACAACAGCGCGUUUGAAAACGUCAACUCAAGUAGAUGGAAGUUAUCGAACAGUUUUGCGCAAACAAUUUCAGCAGCAUAAAAACCUAUUGAUUGCGCCAUGUAUUUUAAUUCUUCUCGCUUUACCACGUCUAAUUAUAUCACUUGUUUCGGGCUGUAUGAAAUCUGCUCGAGACUCUUGGCUAUUUCUUAUUGGAUAUUUUAUCUCAUUCAUACCAUCACUACUUACAUUCGCUAUAUUUGUCGCACCAUCGAAAGUGUAUAAAGAGAAAUUUAACAAAACAGUCAAGGCUUAUGAGAGAACGAUACGCUCACGUUUGGGUCUACAAAAAUAA